CUGGAAUUAUUCAAAGCUGAAUUGAAGGUCUACUAAGAUAUAAGAGAAGGCCGCCUAGUAUACUUGGGAUGCAACGUGGAGGAAUUCUCACUCAAUCUUGCUCCAUUAUGAGCUGACGGUGACCCAGAGUAUACAAGGCAUUCAAGAAUCUGCCUGGAAAUUACUACCAAGGAACAUCUGUCCCGUACCCCGCUUGCCAACCCUGCCUCCGGGAGUGAAGAUGGAAAACAACUCAGAAUCCACACGCAGAAACAACUUUUCAUUCCCCUUACAAACCAGGCUCCUUUGGAAAUUGAGGGUUCUGGCAUUUUUCAGAAAUUACGUUCCUGGAAAAACAUGGCGUGAGCGUCUCUUGAAAGCCUCAGCUCAGGCUUCCUUUCCUACGCGGACCCUUCUAAUAAAAGCCAGGACAGGGGCUUCACAGGGAAGCAAACGAGAAGGCCACCCAUGGCUCUCCGCACUGGGGGUGUUAAACUCAAAUUUUGUAUUAGACGCCACUGUUCAAUGAACGACCGCGAGGGCGAGGGCGUCACGCGUGCUAACAUACCCACGCGCACGCGGCGUCUAUCUUGUAGACGCACUAACCUUGGAAGAUUUGCGUUGCGACUAGGAAAGAUUAGAAGAAGACGUGUGGUCUCACACAGGCUGAGUCUGGGAUCCCAGCUUUCCCCCUGGACGGCGGAUGGCUGUCGGCCGUCGGAGGGCAGAGGAUGGGGGCGGCAGCGUGGCAGCCCCGCCCAGACUCCACCCCCGCCGCACGUGCUCAGAGGGGCCGAGCGGCACAUCCCCGAACAGCCACAGCCGUUGGCGUCCACGCCUCUGGCCUCACGUCAACAACCUCCACCUCGCGUGCUUCUCACGGUCGGGGCAGAGGGGUCAACGUCGUCACAACCAUCCCAACCGUGUGCCGGAAGCUCUGCAGACGGCUCCUCAGAUACAGCACCUGAGCGAGUGAUCAUCUCCAUCCAGGACUGCAAGCAAACACUGCCCUCUUGUGCACUGAACAGUGCCGAGUCGGCGCGGAGAUGUUUCCACCCAGCACCCGUGGACGCCUCGCAGGCAGGCGUACAGCUGCCUCUCCGCGGCCCGGAGGGGUGUCGGGAAAGGAUGACACACAUCUGUGUCCAGGGUGCUUGCCAAAGUGUCCCCAGACUGCCUUCCGGGACAGACUGUGAGAAAAGAUUCAUUCCUCAGGACUUCCCUGGCAGUCCAGCGGGUAAGACUCCGCCCUCCCAAUGCAGGGGCCCCAGCUUCGAUCCCCGGUCGGGGAACUAGAUCCCGUAUGCAUGCCGCAACUAAGAAUCCACAUGCCGCACCUAAGAAGUCCACAUGCCGCAACUAAGACCCGGUGCAGCCAAAAUAAAAAUAAAUAAUUAAUUUUAAAAAAA
Balaenoptera ricei (Rice's whale) is the source of this 1388-nucleotide messenger RNA. RefSeq lists its product as uncharacterized. The transcript is spliced from 4 exons. NCBI's taxonomy places the organism in Eukaryota, Metazoa, Chordata, Mammalia, Artiodactyla, Balaenopteridae. Bases 448 to 1275 code for a protein of 275 amino acids. The record is from RefSeq and is a predicted model, not a curated record.